This is a messenger RNA of Cucumis melo (muskmelon), 1137 nucleotides long. RefSeq lists its product as uncharacterized. The transcript has a single exon. Gene Ontology annotation, molecular function: zinc ion binding; nucleic acid binding. The record is from RefSeq and is a predicted model, not a curated record. The coding region runs from base 1 to 1137 and encodes 378 amino acids. NCBI's taxonomy places the organism in Eukaryota, Viridiplantae, Streptophyta, Magnoliopsida, Cucurbitales, Cucurbitaceae.
AUGGAGAAAAGUGAAAUUGCUAACCCAAUUAGCAUGAUUCUUGAUGGGUCUAAUUAUAUUACAUGGGCAAAUCAAAUGAAAAGCUUUUUAAUUGGCCAGAAAUUAUGGCGUAUUGUCACCGGCGAUAUUACCAAAACAACCGAACAAGACAAGGAAGAUAAUAGAAAAUUUAUUGAAUGCCUCGAAGAAUGGGAUAGCAAAAAUCAUCAGAUUAUCAUCUGGCUUAGUAACACAUCAAUCCCGGUUAUCCAUACACAAUUUGAUGCUUAUGAAAAUGCUAAGGAGUUAUGGAAUUUUUUGUCUACACGAUUUAAGCCUGUCGAAUUAGCUCAUUACUAUCAGUUUCACAAUAGCCUUGUCAAUCUUAAUCAAGAAGUUUGUCAAUCAGUUAAUGAGUAUCUAGUCGUGCUUCAACCUAUUUGGACUCAACUUGAUCAAGCUAAAAUCAGUAAAGAUCAUCUUCGUCUUAUUAAAGUCCUUAUGGGACUCCGUCCAGAAUAUGAGUCUAUUAGAGCCGCCUUAUUACACUGCAGUCCCUUGCCCUUAUUGGAUGUUGCUAUCCAAGAAAUAUUAUUUGAAGAAAAACGUCUUCGCAUCAAUCUCUCUAAACAUUCUGAUGUUGUUCUUUCUGGCACUUAUUCACCAUCUGGGGCAUCAAGCACAUUUUAUAAGAAUUGUAAGCUCACUGGUCAUAAAUUUAUUGAUUGUCCUAAAAUAGAAUGCAGGUACUGCCAUAAGCGAGGUCAUAUUCUGGAUAAUUGUCCCAUAAAAUCACAUCGACCACGAAGCUAUUCUAUAAGACCAAAGAACUUUACUAAACCCAGUACCUCCUCUGUUGUUGCUGCUACCUCAGAUAAUUCCCCCACCCCCCAUUUUCAGAUAAGUGAUCUUCAAAGUUUGCUAAAUCAGUUAAUUUCAUCAUCUUCCUCUACACUUGCCGUCUCACCAGGUAAUCGAUGGCUUCUUGACUCUGCUUGUUGCAAUCAUAUGACAUCUAAUUAUUCUCUUAUGAACACUCCUAGUUCUGUUAAAUCUUUACCUCCUAUUUAUGCUUCUGACGGCAAUUGUAUGAACAUCACUCAAGUUGUGAGUUCUUUUGUCACAUAUGUUUGUUUAAUCUUAGUUUGUAGUUUCUGA